UUAGAAGAACGAUGAUACUAAAUCGAAGAUUAGCCUUGGCUUAAAGAGUAUAUUCUUGUUUAUAAAUUAGGUUCAGACGUAUUCAUAUUGACGAUUAAGUUCUAUUAAAAGUGUCAUAGCUUCAUUUUUAAAACGGACCGUAAAAAUGCGGGUCUCUUUACUACUCGUGUUUCUUGUGCCUUUGGUGUUUAAUUCGAUCCAAUGCAACGCAAAUACGGAAAAAGAUUGGUACGAGACAACGGCUUUGUAUCAAGUAUAUACAAGAUCGUUUAAAGACUCGAAUGGAGACGGUAUUGGGGAUUUGAACGGAAUCUUCGAGAAACUAGAUUACAUCAAGGAUAUCGGAAUCCAGACGGUAUGGAUUCAGUCAUUUUUCAAAUCACCAAUGGUGGAUUUUGGUUUCGACGUAACAGACUACAAGACGGUUGAUCCAACAUAUGGCUCAAUGGAUGAUCUCAGACGGCUUGUUGAUGCUAUUCAUGAGAAAGGAAUGAAAGUGCUGUUUGAUUUCGUACCCAAUCAUACGAGCGAUGAAAGUGAAUGGUUCAAAAAAUCUGUUAACAGAGAAGAUCCGUACAAAGAUUUUUACGUCUGGAAAGAUCCGAAAGGUUAUGAUGCGGAUAAUCGACCUAUACCUCCAAAUAAUUGGUUAAGCGUAGUAGGUGGCUCAGCUUGGCGAUGGAAUGAGAGAAGGAAGCAAUUUUAUUACUCAGUAUUCUUUCCAGGUCAACCAGACUUAAAUUAUCACAACCCGAAAGUUCGCAGAUCCAUGGAGGAUGUUUUUCAAUUUUGGUUGGAUUUCGGAUUUGAUGGAUUCCGAGUUGAUGCCCCGGAAUUCAUAUUUGAAGACGACCUCAUGCGGGAUAACCCUUGGGUCUCUCCGGAGGUGGUGAAUUCAACAGCUUUUAAUUCUCAGAUCCACACCUACCAAAUGGACUUUGAGGCCGUUCUACCGCUUCUUUACGAAUGGCGCACGCUCUUGGAUGGAUAUAAAGAGCGAGACAAUGUCACAAGAAUAAUGGCACCGGAAACCUUCGCAAAACCAUGGAGAGUUGUUAGAUACUUCGGUAACUCAACUCAUGAAAUUAGUCAUUUUCCAUUCUACUUUGGACUAUUCGGUUUAAAGGAUACGGCGAAUGCAACAGACUUGGAAAGGAUAAUUCAUAGUUAUAUGGAUAUAAUGCCACCGAAUGGGGUGCCCAGUUGGGUGUCAGACACCCAUGACUUACAUCGCUUACCGAGUAGAUACGAUCCUGAGUUCUCAGAGGCUGCAUUCAUGAUUCAACUUUUGUUACCAGGAGUGGCCAGUGUUUACUACGGUCAGGAAAUUGGCAUGAAAGAUACCAAACUCCGCCCGGAUCAGAAGAGAGAAAUCAAAAUAGAUAACCGUGGCGCAUGCAGAGGACCUAUGCAGUGGGACGACUCCAUAAAUGCAGGUUUCACAACGAAGAAAAACGCAUGGUUGCCGGUGAGUUCAGAUUUUUGGAGAAUCAAUGUGAAGAAACAACUUGAGGACCCUCGGAGUCCCUUAAACACAUUCAAGCGUCUGAUGAAUUUAAGGAGCUCUCCAGUCAUACAAUACGGCGAGUGGGAGACUUGCGUCGUAUCAGAAUGGAUUCAUAUGAUCUCGCGAAAACUUCGGGGUCACCCUUCAAUUUUUGUUCUGGUGAAUAUGGGGUCCGAAACAGAGUCAGUAUGCCUGAAUAACUGCGCCCACCAUCAAAACGUAUCCGGCUCAAUGGAAGUUCAUACGGCUAGUGCGAACUCCGGCUACAAUACCGGGGAUAGAGUCAUCGUUUUAGGAGCAGACUCGGAUUGCUUUAGCUUACGGCCGAAAGCUGGGGUUGUACUGACAACUGCGCAUAUUUCUUCGACAGGUUUCAGCACAAUUUCGUCAACGCUAGUGUCCUUCACAAUUUUGUUGCUGAAAUUUAUGUUGUUGGAUUGUCAAUUCGGAUUGAACAUCCAUUAAUGUUGUCUUUGCACUGCGUAAUUUAUUUAGAGCUGUGAUGUAAUACAUUUGUUUUUGAAGUGUCAAAUUAAGAGAUGGGUCAACA
Molecule: messenger RNA, 2057 nt
Organism: Bemisia tabaci
Lineage: Eukaryota; Metazoa; Arthropoda; Insecta; Hemiptera; Aleyrodidae
Source: RefSeq, a predicted model, not a curated record